AUGCAAGUAACAAAUUUUCGAACCCAGAGAAUCCUGGUAGACAAUGGCAGUUCGGCUGACAUCUUGUUUUGGGAGGCCUUUGUAAAGAUGGGAAUCAGCUCGGACCGACUGCGUCCUACUCCAAUGCCACUCAAGGACUUCACGGGGGACAUCAUCCAACUGAUGGGAGCCAUCACCCUUUCAGGGCUGGCGAGGAAGGCUCCCAAGACUGUGGCCAUCAUGUCCGACUUCCUAGUCGUCAAGGCACGAUCCUCCUACAACGCCAUACAGGGGUGCCCCACCUUGAAUAGCCUGAGAGCGGUAACAUCCACUUACCACCUUAAAAUGAAGUUUCCCACCGACUCGGGAGUGGACGAAGUUCGCGGCGAGCAGGUCUUGGCCCGAGAAUGCUACGACCGAGAGCUAAGACAAGAGGUCAAACUAGUCGCAGCAGUCGAGACGGAAGGAGAAGUACCAAAGCUAGGUUCGCCCCCGCCCCUGACAGAAUGGGAUGAUGAGAUUCAUGACGAAUAG
Molecule: messenger RNA, 513 nt
Organism: Juglans microcarpa x Juglans regia
Lineage: Eukaryota; Viridiplantae; Streptophyta; Magnoliopsida; Fagales; Juglandaceae
Exons: 1
Coding region: 1-513 (170 amino acids)
Source: RefSeq, a predicted model, not a curated record